This is a messenger RNA of Solea senegalensis (Senegalese sole), 5353 nucleotides long. RefSeq names its product protein tyrosine phosphatase receptor type T (gene ptprt). Gene Ontology annotation, molecular function: protein tyrosine phosphatase activity; protein binding. NCBI's taxonomy places the organism in Eukaryota, Metazoa, Chordata, Actinopteri, Pleuronectiformes, Soleidae. Gene Ontology annotation, cellular component: membrane. The record is from RefSeq and is a predicted model, not a curated record. Gene Ontology annotation, biological process: protein dephosphorylation. The coding region runs from base 60 to 4400 and encodes 1446 amino acids. The transcript is spliced from 36 exons.
UUUCCCUGGGAACCAAUGGAUUUACCUGGGAACAAGUGAACUCCUGGGAAAAACCGACCAUGGAUCCUGCCCUGCCUACAGGUUCAUUCAUGGUCGUGAAUGCGUCAGGCAGGGCGUCGGGACAGAAGGCCCACCUGUAUAUGCCCACACUGAAGGAGAACGACACUCACUGCAUCGACUUCCUUUAUUCUCUGUCUAGCAGAGAUGGAGCCAGUCCAGGCACACUAAAUGUCUAUAUCAAGGUAAAUGGAGGUGCUCAGGGUAACCCAGUGUGGAACGCUUCUGAUACUGUAACUGAGGGAUGGGUGAAGGCUGAGCUGGCCAUUUCUACAUUCUGGCCCAACUCCUACCAGGUAAUAUUUGAAGCAGUCUCAGUCCAAGGACAUCCAGGUUUCAUCGCGAUUGACGACAUACGAGUUCUGGCUCAUCCCUGCCGUAAAGCCCCUCACUUCCUGCGCCUGCAGAAUGUGGAAGUGAACGUGGGUCAGAAUGCUACCUUUCAGUGUACUGCUGGAGGGAAAUGGUCUCAGCAUGAUAAACUCUGGCUUCAGCAGUGGAACGGUAAGGACACAGCGUUGAUGGUGACCAGGGUGGUGAACCAUCGGCGUUUCUCAGCAACUGUCAGUGUUGGCGACACGUCCCAGCGCAGCACCAGCCGCUACCGCUGUGUCAUCAGAUCAGACGGCGGGUCAGGCGUGUCCAACUAUGCUGACCUCAUUGUCAAAGCUCCACCUACUCCUAUUGCCCCACCAGAGCUGCUUGCUGUUGGUGCCACCUACCUAUGGAUUAAGCCCAACGCCAACAGCAUCAUAGGUGAUGGGCCGAUCAUCCUGAAAGAAGUGGAAUACCGCACCACUUCGGGGAACUGGGCGGAGACCCAUGUGGUCGAUGCCCCUACCUACAAGCUAUGGCAUCUGGACCCAGAUGUGGAGUACGAAAUCAAGGUCCUGCUCUCCAGACCCGGAGAGGGAGGCACUGGGCCUCCAGGGCCUCCGUUGGUAACCAGGACUAAAUGUGCAGAUCCAGUCCAUGGUCCCCAAAGCGUCAAUGUGGUGGAUGUCAGAGCCCGUCAGCUGACUAUACAAUGGGAGACGUUUGGAUAUGCUGUCACCCGCUGCCACAGCUACAAUCUGACGGUGCAGUACCAAUAUGUGUUCAACCAGCAAGAGUUUUCAGCAGAGGAGUUGAUCCAGACAUCAUCACAUUACACUCUUAGGGGGCUGAGGCCUUUUGUCAACGUCAAACUGCGGCUGGUCCUGGCCAACCCUGAAGGAAGCAAGGAGAGUGAGGAGAUAGUCAAACAGACAGAGGAGGAUGUGCCCGGCUCAGUGCCAAUGGAGUCGCUCCAGAAUACGCCCUAUGAAGAGAAGAUCUUCAUGCAGUGGAAAGCUCCCAAUGAAACCAACGGGGUCAUCACACUGUACGAGAUCACCUACAAGGCCCUGAGCUCGUUGGAUCCCAGUGCAGAUCUGACCACCCAGAGGGGACGAGUGUUCAAGUUGAGGAAUGAGACCCAUCAUCUGUUCGUCAGUCUCUACCCAGGGACAACCUACUUCUUUACCCUGAAGGCCUCCACAAACAAGGGCUUUGGACCCCCCAUUACCACCCGCAUCACCACCAAGAUUGCAGCCCCAAUGAUGCCAGAGUACGAGUCUGAGGCGCCACUGAAUGAGACAGAGACCACUAUUACCAUCCUGCUAAAGCCUGCUCAGUCACGUGGAGCACCUAUAAGCUCUUAUCAACUUGUCGUGAAAGAGGAGCGCAAGUCCAAGACCCGACGCUCUGCAUCCGAAGUCUCCGAAUGUUUUUCCGCCCCUGUCAGCUUUCGCAAUGCCUCCAUCUUGGACUCUUCCUACUACAUUGCUGCUGACCUACCGCCAUCCAGCCUCACGGUGGUACAGCCGUUCACGGUCGGAGACAACAAGAGCUACGGCGGUUUCUGGAAUCCUCCGCUGUCUCCUGCCAAAAGUUACAGCAUCUACUAUCAGGCAAUGAGCAGAGCCAACGGGGAAACCAAAAUCAACUGUGUCCGCCUGGCUAACAAAGUGGUAAUAGGUAGGGGACAAAUAACAACGCCGUACAUUCUAGUCAUCCCAAGCGAAGGUGCGUCCACCCAGGACUCAGAUGCCAUGGAGCCAGAGAAGCAGGUAGACAGCACAGUGAAAAUGGCUGGUGUGAUCGCAGGGAUCCUCAUGUUCAUCAUCAUCCUCCUCGGCGUUGUUCUCACCUUCAAACGCAGAAGACAUGCUUAUUCCUACUCUUAUUACCUGAAGCUGGCAAAGAAGCAGAAGGAGACUGCCAGCAGCUCCACUCAGCAGAGGGAGAUGGGUCCAGUCACAACAGCUGAUAAGAGCACCACUAAAGUCAGCACCCUGCACAAAGACGACCCCUUCUCCACCUCAAGCCAGGACCUCAACGGAUUCACCUCCCCCUCUACAUGUUCCUUCUCCAUGCAGGGAAGCAAGACACUGCAGAGCAAGUCCCUGCUGAACUCCUAUUACUCAGUGUCCAAAGAGCCAGUACCAGCGACAACCUCUAUAGACAGUAGUAGCCAGCCAUCGCUCUCCCAGCCGUCUCUGACCCUGCAGAGUUUUCCCUAUGGAGGCUGUGAGUCUGUGGAGCUCUCCUACCAGAGCGGUCAGUUCCAGGCAGGCCAGUUUCAGCCAGCUAUUCGAGUUGCCGACCUCCUUCAACACAUCACCCAGAUGAAAUGUGGACAAGGCUAUGGCUUCAAGGAGGAGUAUGAGGCCCUGGCAGAGGGACAGACGGCCCCCUGGGAAACAGCCAAGAAGGAGGAGAACCGCAACAAGAAUCGAUAUGGCAACAUCAUCGCUUAUCCCACAGAUGACCACACCAGAGUCCGACUGCAGCUGCUGGAGGGAGACCCCCAUUCUGACUACAUCAACGCCAAUUACAUUGACGGGUACCAUAGACCCAGACAUUACAUCGCCACACAAGGGCCCAUGCAGGAGACAGUGAGGGAUUUCUGGAGGAUGGUCUGGCAGGAAAACUCAGCCUCCAUUGUCAUGGUUACGAACCUGGUGGAAGUGGGCAGAGUGAAGUGUGUGCGUUACUGGCCUGACGAGACUGAGGUGUACGGAGACAUCAAGGUGACCCUGAUAGAAACUGAACCGCUGGCAGAAUACGUCAUACGGACAUUCACCGUCCAAAAGAAGGGCCAUCAUGAAAUCCGCGAAUUACGCCAGUUCCAUUUCACCAGCUGGCCUGACCAUGGAGUUCCCUGUUAUGCCACCGGACUGCUGGGUUUCAUACGACAGGUCAAGUUCCUCAACCCUCCAGAUGCUGGGCCCAUAGUGGCACACUGCAGUGCCGGUGCAGGGAGGACGGGCUGCUUCAUUGCAGUGGACAUUAUGCUGGACAUGGCAGAGAAUGAAGGCGUGGUGGACAUUUUCAAUUGCAUCAGAGAGCUGAGAUCACAACGAGUCAACAUGGUGCAAACUGAGGAGCAGUAUGUGUUUGUUCACGAUGCCAUCCUGGAGGCGUGUCUAUGUGGAAACACAGCCAUACCCGUGUGUGAGUUCAGAGCCAUUUACUACAACAUCAGCAGACUGGACCCACAGACUAACUCCAGCCAGAUUAAAGACGAAUUCCAGACUCUGAAUAUAGUGACCCCUAGAGUCCGUCCAGAGGAUUGCAGUGUGGGUUUGCUACCCAGGAACCAUGACAAGAACCGAAGUAUGGACGUCCUAUCAGCAGACCGAUGUCUGCCUUUCCUCAUAUCUGUGGAUGGAGAGAGCUCUAAUUACAUCAAUGCUGCAUUGAUGGAUAGUCACAAACAGCCAGCAGCUUUCAUUGUUACACAGCAUCCCUUGCCAAACACGAUGGGUGACUUCUGGAGGCUGGUGUUUGACUACAACUGCUCUUCCAUUGUAAUGCUCAAUGAGAUGGAUGCAGCACAGUUAUGUAUGCAGUACUGGCCGGAGAAGAGUUCAUGUUGCUAUGGUCCCAUUCAGGUGGAAUUCAUAUCAGCAGACAUUGAUGAAGACAUCAUAAACCGAAUCUUCAGGAUCUGCAACAUGGCCAGGCCACAGGACGGUUACCGCCUGGUGCAGCACUUCCAGUUCAUUGGAUGGCCGGCCUACAGGGACACACCUCUCUCCAAGCGCUCUAUCCUCCAGUUGGUCAGGAGGCUGGCGAAGUGGCAGGAGCAGUAUGACGGAGGAGAUGGGAGGACUGUGGUACACUGCCUUACCGGCGGAGGGCGUUCGGGAACGUUCUGUGCCAUCUGCAGCAUCAACGAGAUGAUCCAGCAGCAAAACAUUGUGGAUGUUUUCCAUACCGUCAAAACGCUGAGGAACAACAAGACUAAUAUGGUGGAGACUAUGGAACAGUACAAGUUCUGCUACGAAGUGGCUCUGGAGGCGCUCACCUCCUUCUGAAUUCUCUUUUCUGAUUCGCUGUUGAUGCUGCCUGUCAUUCUCAACAUCAGGACACACAGAAGUGCAAAACUGCUUUGUACAGUCCUGAACCCAACCUGUGAGCACGUGUGCCUGUGUGUGUGUGUAUGUGUGUGUGUGCGCGUGUGUGAACGAGAGCGCAUGCUUGCAUACUUGUAUGUGUGUGUGUGUGUGUGUGAGUGUGGGUGAGUGCAACUAUAUGUGUGCCUGUGACAACACAACCUGUACAGAGAAAAAGAAAAAAAAGAAGAAGCUACAGUACAAACAUACACACUGGCAAAUUUCUUGUGUGUGUUUGCCUCAGUAAGACUGGAGUCUUUACCUGCUUGUACAAAGAAAAUCGAAAAAUUAUGUUAAAAAAAAAGAAGAACAGAUGUUUAAAAAACACUUUUUCCUUCCUUCUCUCUCUUGACUCUGCUGGGCUGUGAUGUGACUAUUGUACAGUAUUUCCUUUUUAGAUAUAUCCUAUGUCUUGAAUGUUGUCUCCCUGUGAAGGCUGGAUGCACACUGGAAGGUUUUGUUGGGGGAAAUGUCACGUUUAGCUCAAGUGAAACGUCAACUGUAAUAUGACUGAGUUCAUCUAAAGUGACGCUGUUGGAUCAAAGCAAAAACCACAGACACUUAAUAUUUCGGACCUGAUACAUUUUCCUCUUGCAAAUGAGGCUCUUGAUUGUAGAAAUGUUAAAUGUAAAUGAAAUUGUCAGCAUGUUUUCUUUUCUCUUUUUUUUUUUUUUCAUAUUGCAUCAACGCAAAAGACACUUGCAACUUUGUUUUGACCAAAACCUGUUGCUUUAACUAAGACAUUGGUGUUAAAGUUAAACCAGGGAGGAUGGUGUGUUAAUAAAGUAGAGUCAAAUGCUUGGCGCAGGGUAACGACAGUACUAGAAACAAAAAAAAAUUUGCCUUGCCUUUGGAGUAAAAUGUUGUUAUCUAUG